This is a messenger RNA of Engraulis encrasicolus (European anchovy), 1068 nucleotides long. Its product is annotated as zinc finger BED domain-containing protein 4-like. Lineage: Eukaryota; Metazoa; Chordata; Actinopteri; Clupeiformes; Engraulidae. Bases 142 to 1068 code for a protein of 308 amino acids. The record is from RefSeq and is a predicted model, not a curated record. Gene Ontology annotation, molecular function: protein dimerization activity. The transcript has 2 exons.
CUACAGCUCGCAGUGAAUGGAGGUGCCCUCACUCAGCGCAGUAUUGCAGAUGCCCUGGCGGUGGGGAGGCGAGUGGUAGGACACUUUAAGCACUCACCACUUGCUUGCAGUCGUUUUGAAGACAUACAAAAAGAACUCAAUAUGUCCGUUAAAAAGUUGCAACAAGACGUCUCCACCAGGUGGAAUUCCACCUAUUAUAUGAUGCAGAGCCUGGUGGAACAAAAGAGGGCUUUAAGUGCAUAUGCUGCUGAUUAUGAACUCCCCACAACAUUGACAGCAAGCCAGUGGGGGAUAAUGGAGAAGAUGAUCACCCUCCUGGAACCCUUUGAGCAGCUAACCAGGGACAUCAGCUGUGCAGAGGCCACUGCUGCUGAUGUUAUCCCUGGUGUCGUGUCCCUCACGCGGCUGCUUGCCAAGACGGAUGAAUCUGACAAAGGUGUGCAAACUGCCAAACAUGCGCUGUUGGAAGCGGUCAGCAAACGCUUUGAUGGUGUUCAAACUGAACCGCUUUAUGCAAUUGCAACCAUGGUUGAUGCUCGCUACAAAGACCGUUAUUUUGACCCGGAUAAGAAGGAGGAAGCACGGAAUAUGCUGCUGAAAGUUGUGGAUGAAAUGGCCAGUGUGGGCAAUGGUCAACGAGAAGACGCUGCUGGUGCCAGUGCAGAUGAUCCAGGCCAGGAGGACCAGGACCCCCCACCUAAGAAGGCAAAAGGAAGCCUGCAGGACAUGUACCAAGAAAUCCUCACAGAGAAUGAUGUCGCCACACAAGCAACUACAGGCGAAACAGCAUCACAGGUUCAUGCAUACCUGGGAGAAGUCACCAUCCUCAAGACAGCCUGCCCUUUCAAGUACUGGAGCUCCACCCAGAUGCGCUUCCCUGCACUUGCCCGAGUUGCACGCAAGUACCUCACUGCGCCCUGUACCAGUGUAGACAGCGAACGGCUCUUUAGCGCCGUCUCCCAUGUCAUAGACGAAAAGAGAAAUCGCAUACACUGCAACAAUGCAGAGAUGCUCAUUUUCAUUCAGAAAAAUCUACCCCUCACAGAUAUGGACAAGGGAAAAAAUUAG